Messenger RNA from Mercenaria mercenaria, 2088 nucleotides. RefSeq lists its product as uncharacterized. Gene Ontology annotation, molecular function: zinc ion binding. The coding region runs from base 1 to 2088 and encodes 695 amino acids. Lineage: Eukaryota; Metazoa; Mollusca; Bivalvia; Venerida; Veneridae. The record is from RefSeq and is a predicted model, not a curated record. The transcript has a single exon.
AUGGAUCGUAAACGUGUAAUAGAUCAUUUAAAAUGUCCCCUUUGUUCAGACUUUUUUGAAAAUCCGAAACAAUUACCGUGUGGACACAACAUAUGUGAAAGAUGUUUAAAGUGCCAUAUAACCCGGACAGUUCCAAUGAUCGGAUAUAAUAUUUUUGACUUUCUAGAUGGAAACAAUCCGGAUAUCAAACCUUCAGAACAAAGUUUCAAAUGUCCAUUCGAUGGUGAAAAAUUAACUCCGCAAGAUCCGAACCAGGAAGUGGGUAAAUGGGCGUAUCAAUUUGAAAACAAUCUAAAAAUAGUAACACUUAUAGACAUAUGCAGAGGGAAAGUAAGAUGUCUAAUAGAAGAGUGUGAUAAUUGCAUUGAAGUGUCCCAGAAAGUAGCUGCAACGUCUGUUUGCUUCACAUGUAUCGAGAAAUAUUGUGUGAAGUGUGCUUUUAUCCACAGACACACUCAUUCAAAUGACUUGAUGUUUAAUUUAUCGGCAAUUCAGAGUGUUCUGAUUGAAAACCCGUCUGCUGUAAGUCCUUUGAUCAAUUGUACAGCAAAUGAGACUUGCAAGAUUCAUCUUUUCUCUGAAAUGCAUCUGUAUUGCUCAGAUUGCAAUGAAAAAUGCUGUAAAAAGUGCCAGCAGACGAUACACAGCGAAUGUCAACACGUGUCAAAACUGGCUGGUGAAUACACGGAGUAUCAAACGAAUGGUACUUUGACUAAACUUGUUGACCGUUUUAAGGAAGUCUCAGACCAGACAUCAGAGAUACUGAAAAACGACCUUGACCUCUUAGAUAACGUACAAGAAUUGGCUCAGUCUGGCAACGAGACAAAGAAUAUUCAGUUUGAUGAUAUGAUAAACAAUCUGCGUUGUCAAAUAACUCGCUGGGAAGUGCAUUAUGAGCAUGUGCAGAGGUCUUUGAAACAAGUAGAAAAUUAUAUAGCUGCACCCGCUGGAGCGAACGCACAUGGUAUCAUCCAAAUCGGAAUCGAAUGUCAGCAGUUGGAAAAAGAAAUUGAUUAUCACAAGAAACUUGAAAUGGACAAUUCUGUCAGACUUAGAAAAUUCAGAGAUGCUUUGGAAAGACAAAAGCACGAAGAUGCAAGAAAGCGCGAAAACAAAAACAAAUAUGGAAAGAAAGCGAAAUUGCCAAACAAAAGUAACAAAAACGAUGCAAAACUAGACAAUGUCGACUUUGAAAAGCUUUUGAAAUUCAAAACAGAAGACAAAAUCGUGGACAUCACUCAAAAGGUCAAGUUGGUUGAAAAGUUUAAUAUGAAGUCCGAUGAUGAUACUGAAGAUUGCUGGCUAACUGAUUGCUUGUUUUUAAAUGUCAGCUUCAUCGUUGCAGUGGACAAUGCAAAUAAAUGCAUUAAAUGGAUACUGGAAGAUAGAAAAGUGAACAAACUCGUGUUACAGUCUGGUCCACAGUGUAUAGCUGUUAACAUUGAACAGGGUCAUAUAGGGUGUGUAACCCUUCCCCAUGAUAAAACAAUACAAUUGUUUUUUAUCGAAGAUAGUAUGAUAUAUCUGACACAACAACUCGUGACAAAAGAACAGUGUUAUGGUGUAGACUUUGCUGGCAGUAACAUUGUUGUCUCUUGUACAGAUCAUUCGAGAUCUUCGGUCAAAAUCCUAAGUAUGAACGGUGUUGAAGUGAGACGUAUUUCUUGCAGUGUCGACUUCCUGAAAGAAAGGCUGUUUUGUGAUCCGCGUUACGUAACCGUACAACAAAGUGGGGAAGAAGUCAAACUCUACGUCACGGAUUUCCGCUUAUGUAAUGUCACGUGUUUAUCACUUGAGGGAAUACUAGGCCAGAUGACUACAGAAAGACUAAUUCACAAUAAAAUGGGUUUUCCGCUAGGGUUGGACAUGGACGUCGAUGGAAACAUAUUAGUCUGUUGUAAUUCAAUGGGAAGUGUACAUCAGAUUACUAACGGUUCCGAACGGCAACACAGGCUAUUAGUACAGUCCCUUUAUCAACCAAGGGCUGUUUCUGCUCUCAAGAGAGGGAACAUGUUUAUUGUUACAUCAGACUCUGGGCCCUACAAAAACCAUGUGCUUGUUCAUGAAUUCAUAUCUAAAGCUUGCUAA